This is a messenger RNA of Cololabis saira (Pacific saury), 2161 nucleotides long. RefSeq names its product motile sperm domain containing 2 (gene mospd2). The record is from RefSeq and is a predicted model, not a curated record. Bases 129 to 1706 code for a protein of 525 amino acids. NCBI's taxonomy places the organism in Eukaryota, Metazoa, Chordata, Actinopteri, Beloniformes, Belonidae. The transcript is spliced from 15 exons.
GGACACAAAAUGGCGCCGACAGGCCGACAGUUUCACACUCGGCACUGAUUCCUCUGAUCGCCUCCGUCGGCGAAACCACCGUCUUGUUUUCCACUACAACGCGGAACCGUCUUUAGAGCCGCCGAAACAUGGCAGAGAAUGAGUCACACGAAGGGGAGCAGGACCUGGAGAGGAAAAUCGAAGAGAUCAGGCGGAGAUUCAACGAUGAGUUGCUCCAAGAUUCAACAGAUAAGUACGACUCCAGAGAUGUGGAAAGACUUCAGAGUGACGAUACCGUGGUGGAGGGUUACCUGGAAUGGAGGCAUUAUGUUAUUGACGAUACCUUGAAAAUGAUCGAUGACAGUUUUCUGUGGAGAAAAGAAUAUGGAGUGAAUGAUCUUAAUGAGAGCACCAUUCCCAAGUGGAUGUUCGAGACUGGUGCCGUUUACCUCCAUGGCUACGACAAAGAGGGCAACAAGCUCUUCUGGUUCAAGGUUAAGCUGAACGUUAAGGAUGCAAAAACUGCCUUGGACAAGAAGAAGUAUGUCGCCUUCUGGUUGGAGCGAUAUGCGAAGAGAGAGCCAGGAAUGCCCCUCACCGUUGUGUUUGACAUGGCAGAGUCUGGCAUCGGCAAUAUCGACAUGGACUUUGUAAAGUAUGUCAUUAAUUGCUUCAAAGUAUAUUAUCCAAAGUUUUUAUCCAAAAUGAUCAUAGUGGAUAUGCCUUGGAUCAUGAAUGCUGCUUGGAAGAUUGUAAAGUCGUGGUUGGGUCCAGACGCAAUCAGCAAGCUCAAGUUCACAUCCAAAACUGAGGUCCAGACGUUCAUUGACCCCGAGUACUUGCCACCUCAUAUGGGUGGAACGGACCCUUUCAAGUAUAGCUACCCGCCUCUUCCCGACGACGACUUCCAAACGCCCAUCACUGACAACGGACCCAUCGUCAGCGAGGACGACGCAGAGAGCAAAGAGGGAGAAGCUGAAAGCAGAGAUGCACUUGAAUCCAGCUUCAACUCAACUGACGUUGUGGCAAAGCCCAAAAAGGUGAAUUUCCAGGAAGACAGUUUGAGGUCAGAGGACAAUGAUAGAAGUGAAGGAAGUGCCAGAGUCAAAGGAGCCCGGAAGCCUCUCACAACCUUCAAGGGCGCUCUGCUAGACGUUAGUCCUGCAGAGGAACUCAGCUUCGGAUCUGGCGAGACGGAGAGGAAAUGCCUCAUUAUCUUGACCAAUGUGACCAAAAAUCAGGUGGCCUUUAAGGUACGGACCACGGCACCUGAGAAGUACCGAGUGAAGCCCAGCAGCAGCAGCUGCGAGCCCGGAGUGUCGGUGGAUAUAAUCGUGUCCUUGCAUGGAGGUUCCCAGGCGUCUCCGCAGGACAGAUUUCUGAUCAUGGCUGCAGAGAUGGACAACGCUGGAUCGCAGGAACUCGCACAGUUCUGGAAGGAAGUCUCCAAAACCAAGGUCAUGGAGCACAGAUUACGCUGUCAUGCUUUGAACAGCGUUAAAGCGACAGCGAAUCCUCUCAAGGAAACCCCCGCGGAGAUGGCGGCCAACGGGCAGCAAGAGCUGAGCACAGCACUCAUGCGAGUGAUGGCCUGCAACUCGCGGCUGGAGCAGAAACUGAACGCGUGUCUGUGGGAGCAGAAGGUUGUGAUGGGGCUGGUGCUGGUCCUGCUGGUGCUGAACCUGCUGAGUCUUUACCUGCUGGGCACGGCGCAGCGGCCGUCCUGACCCGCCACCGCCGCCGCGCCACCCUGCGCCCGCCGGCCCCGGACACGCUGACGGUUCCAGCCGGGUCGAGCUCCGACCACCUGAACGGGGAGGGAUGGGGGCGAUGGCGGUCGUCCCGCGCUCCCCGCGGCCUUCCCGCAGGCUGCUGCUGUUGCCGUGGCGACCCGCCAGACCCGCUGGAAGGACGCUCGAAGCUGAUGUGGAGUUGGAAGGUGAAGAGUUGGAUCUCCACGCUCUUGACGGUUAACAGAAAGCAGCUUAGCAGCAACGUCGAAUCAGUCGAAUCUUUGUCUUUUUUUAAACUCGUCAUGACAAAAAAAAAAUAUUUAAUUAAAUUUAAACAGUCAAUUUGUUGAAAGAUUAGUUAUUUUGAGCAUAAUAUAUAAUUUUUAUAUUAUAAAUAUGUACAAAUCUGUUUAAAAUAUAAAAUAAACAUUUUUUUAUCAGCAACUUGG